Messenger RNA from Thecamonas trahens ATCC 50062, 674 nucleotides. RefSeq names its product leucyl-tRNA synthetase. Bases 26 to 301 code for a protein of 91 amino acids. Gene Ontology annotation, biological process: mitochondrial respiratory chain complex IV assembly. The record is from RefSeq and is a predicted model, not a curated record. The transcript has a single exon. Gene Ontology annotation, cellular component: mitochondrial inner membrane. Lineage: Eukaryota; Apusomonadida; Apusomonadidae.
CCGCUCGACUCGACUCCCGCCCCGCAUGCCCCGCUCCCCGCUUGUCCGCGUCGGUAUUCCCUUUGUCGGCUUUAUGGUCGCCGGUCUAUACGGCGCGACGUACAUGAUGGACAAGAAGUUCGAGCGGUCGACCGCGAGCAAGACCAAUGUGACGCUCGAGGAGCGGACAAAGAGGCACGUCAAGAAGCGCAAGGUCUCCAUCGAGGAGGAGUACCAGCGCCUCCGCGAUCACGCCGCGGAAUCCGGAUCAAACUAUGAGAACAAGCCUGUGCCUCGCACAAACGCUCCGCGAUCGCUCUAGCGCAUGGCUGGCCACCGAUGCGUUGGCUGAUGCUUCAUGCGGCGCCGGGCUUCGAGGCGUGCCGGCCGGGACCUGGCUGGGCCUGCUGCGCGGACCAGAUGUGCGCUGAUGGGGCCAGGAUGCUACAGGGUGACGCAAUCAAAUGUCUUUGUCGACUCGUGAGCAUGGCGAAGAACACAUUGUCUGGGUCUUCUCGGUCUGGCUUCACACUGGACGGCGUGGAAAGCAUUGGCUGGGCGUGGGCUGGGGACCGGCGGACGGGGAACGAAGCGACGCGACAUGCCGUCGUCGCCAGCAGCGAGCGGCGGACCGGCGGCUCAACCCGCCCCCUUGUGGCGAGGCUGGCUUUGGGUAAACGCAUAGAACUCGUCUG